AUGUCAUAUUUAACUAAGGAUCAACUUGGUACAAAAUCAAGACCAACGUCGAUAAGUGCAAAAUCAAAAAAUUUAACUUCUAUAAAUGUACCACCUAAUAGCCCGUUGAGCCCAACGUCCUCUGGUUCAUCACCACUUUCAACUCUAGAAGAACGAAAGAUUGGUGUGGUACGCGGUCCGCGGUCACCACCGCUAUCGAACUAUAAUAGUUUGAUCAAUUCACACAUUAAUAAUAAUAAUGAAAAUUCAGUAGAAUUAUCCCAAACCGUUAAAGCAACAGACACAAUUCCUGAGUUAACUCAAAAACCAUCCACGCAAACCUCUUCGAUUACAUCAUCUGCAUCAUCUUCUAAUGAAACCGAAAAAAAGACCCAAUAUAGGAAUAUCGAUGAUAUCGUGAACGAUCUCUCAUAUCCAUUGGAAACCAAACUUUCCCUUAAACCUAAUAAUUCAUCACCUUCUGUUACACCAUCAGAAAACAAUAUACCUAUAACUCAAGAGCGACGGAAUAGUCGACCUAUCUCCUUAACUCCUUCAUUAGAUUGUGCCGGAUGUGGAAAAGCAAUUAUUGGUAAAGUAUUAAAUGCAAUGGGAAAGAGAUGGCAUCCGGAACAUUUCAACUGUAAGCACUGUGGGAUUACUUUGGAAUAUGUUGCAUUUUUUGAAAAGGAUGGUUAUCCUUAUUGCCACUUGGAUUAUCACGAGUUGUUCAGUCCAAAAUGUGGACAUUGUGGUAACACUAUCGAAGGGCUCCAUCGACUUUUUCAGUCGCAGCAGGCUAUUUCACAAACAUCCAUAGCUACAGCUUCAAGUAAUCACUUACAAAAGAAUCUUUUGAAAUCAAAAGAUAAAUAUAAAAAAAAAGUUUUCUUGACGGAAAAGAAACUUUAUUUUUAUAUUGCAUAUGUAAACUCAUUGCCCCAACAAGGCGCGACCGUCUUAGAAAUUUUGAGACAUGAAGUUGAAGCAGAACGAGAAAAGUGUAUUAGAGAAGGAAAGGAAUAUAAAAGAGAUAAGGAAACAAUAGAGCAAAUAUUUGGGAAUAAACAACAUGGCAAAGGUGAAAGUAAGAUUGAAAGUAAUGACGGAAAAG
Molecule: messenger RNA, 1093 nt
Organism: Racocetra fulgida
Lineage: Eukaryota; Fungi; Glomeromycota; Glomeromycetes; Diversisporales; Gigasporaceae
Source: the annotation of a GenBank genome assembly